AAAUAGUGGGCACAAAUGUGCCAUAUCGAACAAGUGAAAGGACAGUUGAUUUAUUUCAGGCAUGUGUCCCGCUAAUUUUUCUUGAGGUCAUUUUAUAACUUUGCAUGUAGUUGUAGUCGCAAACAGUCAAUCCGACAAGUUCAGAGCUAACGCACGCCUCGGGACGCAUCUCUCAGGAGGACACCCGAGGGAUAAUUUGUACUCUUUUUGGUGUGUGGUUGUUCUGUUCCAAGUUCGAUUACCAGCCAUGCGGGGAAAUACGGGCAGAAAGCCGAGCAUGACCUUUUGGUCGCGACACGAACCCGUCAACAUGCCGCGUGGAAACACCGACCACUGGAGUAAGAUGCGCAUCAAGGCCACAGCAAUCUCCGACAACGCCUUCAACGCCCCGUCAUACGGUCCGGUCCUCACCGACUCCGCUGUUGAAGCCUUCUACCAAGACGCUCAGCGUGGAUUGGAACGCAACCAAAUUAACGACAUCAUAAAGACCAAGUCGUCCGUCGGAGACUUCAGCAAGAAGUUCGUCAGUGGGAUGAAUGGCCGUGUCCCCGGUAACUAUCACCUGAGCCGCCCGAAGGUCGGGUCGGCGAGGGGUUCUUACAGGAACAUUUACAGUGACAGGGCCAAGGAAGGUUUCGUCUAUUGGUACAGGGAUCGACCAAAGCCAACUCAGUUUGGUCGCUACGGAAUUGGAUCGUACAAAACCGUCCUUGGAAUCGGAAACGCUCCCAGGACGUAAAAAACUACAUCCUCACAUCAUGUGACACUCACCUGGUGCUCAUCAUAACCCAUCUUCUGCCAAGAUUGUUUCUUCCGACCGGAUUUGAGAUUUCUGAACAUGUCUUCAUGAAUCAGCUUUGGAAGGAAUUAACAUCUCGGAUUCAAUCAACUUGUGCAUUUUUGCGCUGAGAAGUGCAGACGACAUGACGUCCGAGCCCAAAGACGUCGGUUGCUGCUGACUAAUCAGAUGUCUGCACAAGACUUCUUACCUGCCCUUCCAGUAACUUGCAUCGUGUUCAUUUUCAAAGUUUCACCAUUCGAUUCUUUGAGCUCAUCGGCCAAAUAUCUGUGAUAAAACGGACAUCAUGUGACGUAAAGUCCACUUGAUUGUCAAGCCAAUUAGUGGCAGUGUUUUAGUUAUAACUUGCUUGCGUUUUUUGCUGUUAGGUUUAUUAAUAAACAUUUUGCUGGCUUAGCUUGAGAUUUGCCCCAUGAAUCAAGGUUGAAGGAGAGAAGAGAGGGGAGAGAAUGUAAGAGGCAGUGGACAAACGACAACGUGUGCGAUGUUUCUUUGGAGUGUUUGAGAUUGAUUGUAUGGAGUGUUUGGUAUCCGAGUGAGAGCGACAUGUCACUUAGUACGGGUGUGAGACCCUUCCCAGGGAUGCAUUCGUUAAAUCUUUGAGUGGUUAGAAUAGUGGAACUGUGUAUAGUGUCUGACAUGAAUGAAUUUAUAGCAUUUUCAAUCUUGAAAAUCAUCUCAUGUGCUCAUGGAAUUGUUGGCUGUGCUGAUCCUAGCUUGCGAGUCGCACUUGUACCAUUGUCGAUGGCUGAGAUUUAUGGCUCAGGUUUGAUUUGGAAUGACAGAUGUGCACUUUGAGGCUUGACCUUAGCUUUUGCUCUGAGCGUGUGAUUGUAAUCUUCUGCAUGGUCUGGCAGUUACUAUGAAUGACUGAUGUGACAAUUCAGAGAUAUGAGGUGACAGUUCGUGAAUAGUUGUGGCACACACCAUUUGACAAAAGGCCCAUUCGCCAGAGGUGAAAGAUUGUGACACUGUCCUCACAUAACGUACAGUGAUGAAUGACUGCAUGUCCUCAACGAGCUGUCCCAGUAAGUGCGAUUGUGACAUAUAUCUUUUUGACGUUACUGUUCCAUUUUCUUGUGCGACAAAAAGUCUUUGACUGACAAUUUUUUCUAACAAAUAAGCUUACUGUGAUAUGACUUUGUCUGUGGUGGUGCUUGUUGGUUGAAGAAAGAUAAGCCUAGAAUGUGCAUUUUGAAGUGAUUGAAUAAUGCGUCGUUGCAAGACUGGAUUGCACUUACCAUCUUGGUACAUUUUGGCAGAAAGCCCAACUUUAUGUUGACUGAAGGAAUCCAUGGCGGUUGGGUAGAAGAGGAGACCAGACAGGAGGAUGUAUGCACAGUGUCACAUCUUAGAUUCAUGGGGCAAUCGAGGCUGCAGUAACUUCACAUCGCCAUUAGCAGUAUUAGGUCAACCUUUUUCCCACCAUUUUAAUCAAGUCAAUGAACUGGGUAUAGUUCAAACUUGAAUAUGAGAAGAGGUUUUAAAUAGCUUUUUACUCUACUUUAGUUGUGAACACUUGAAGUGGGCUUACUUCACACUGCACCAUACUGGGACUUACACAAGCUAUCUAAGAUUAUGUCGGAUUGCCAUCAUUUUGGGAUCAUCGAAGACUAUAAUAAACCUUUUCAGUGUUGAUCUGAUAAGCUUGGAGAGGAAGACGUCCACAGUUCACACUGCGAUUCUGGUGUUCCUUUUGUAAAUAGUGUUAUUUGAUGAAAUGUACUGUAAUAAUAUACUUCUGUAUUUGUAAUUUAUAUUUGCGUUUGGAAUAAAGUACGAGAUAAACACCA
Messenger RNA from Lineus longissimus, 2592 nucleotides. RefSeq lists its product as uncharacterized. The transcript is spliced from 4 exons. The record is from RefSeq and is a predicted model, not a curated record. The coding region runs from base 248 to 739 and encodes 163 amino acids. Lineage: Eukaryota; Metazoa; Nemertea; Pilidiophora; Heteronemertea; Lineidae.